GGCUAUUAUAGAAUAUAGAUAAUAUUACAAUCACAAUAAUACAUAAUAAUAUUAUCCUUAUUUAUCCAUACACAUUAUUAAUAUCAAAUGGUCAAUACUAAAUUAAUAGUAAUAGAAAAGGUACAACCAUGACCGUGUAUUAGAUUAUUACGAUUAUUAGAAUUUCGUUUUAUAAUUUUAAUGUUUGUUGUGAGCUUAAAGAAAAAUGUCGAGCAUUUACGCCGAGAAGAAACCAAGCGAUCGGUCCAGAUGGAUAUGCAUAUACCCAGCGUAUUUGAAUAAUAAAAAAACGUUGGCCGAGGGACGUAUUGUACCGAAAAAAUUUGCAGUGGAAAAUCCAACUUACCAAGAGAUUCUCGAAGUGGUCAAGGCAUCUGGUUUCAAUGCCGAAGUUGAAAACAAGCAGUAUUCCCGUGAAUGUAGCAAGGAAUGGCACUUCCGUGGUCGGAUACGGGUACAACUUAAGAAUGAUGACGGAACACCUUUCAACCAAACGUUUCCUUCGAGAGAGAGUUUGAUGAAACAUUGUGGAGUACAAAUACCAAAACUAAAAAGUCGUGCUAUGAAAGUACCUGGCCCUGAGCAACAAAACAAAAAUGAACCAAGUGGAAGCAAAAAGAAAAAAGGCCGUAAAUAGAAUACCACCAAGGAAUCUUAAGCUCUAAUGUAAUAUUUUAUUUUGUCGUACUUUUAUGAUGAAAUAAGUUGUGCAAAUUUAUUAUAAUAAAUACAAUGUUAAACUUGA
Metopolophium dirhodum (rose-grain aphid) is the source of this 745-nucleotide messenger RNA. It is a transcript of the gene Srp19, whose product is annotated as signal recognition particle 19 kDa protein. Lineage: Eukaryota; Metazoa; Arthropoda; Insecta; Hemiptera; Aphididae. The coding region runs from base 206 to 637 and encodes 143 amino acids. The record is from RefSeq and is a predicted model, not a curated record. The transcript has 3 exons. Gene Ontology annotation, cellular component: signal recognition particle, endoplasmic reticulum targeting. Gene Ontology annotation, biological process: SRP-dependent cotranslational protein targeting to membrane; SRP-dependent cotranslational protein targeting to membrane, signal sequence recognition. Gene Ontology annotation, molecular function: 7S RNA binding.